Knipowitschia caucasica is the source of this 417-nucleotide messenger RNA. NCBI's taxonomy places the organism in Eukaryota, Metazoa, Chordata, Actinopteri, Gobiiformes, Gobiidae. The record is from the annotation of a GenBank genome assembly.
AUGUGUCACAGCGAGAAGCUCCUCCCAGCCUCCUGUCUGCGUGUGGGCCUGAAAAUCAUCCAGGGAGAGGGGGGAGACAGAAGGGGGAAACAGAAGGAGGAGACAGAGUGGGGAGACAGAAGAGGGGAGACAGAGUGGGGAGACAGAAGGGGGAGACAGAAGAGGGGAGACAGAAGGAGGAGACAGAGUGGGGAGACAGAAGAGGGGAGACAGAGUGGGGAGACAGAAGGGGGAGACAGAAGAGGGGAGACAGAAGGAGGAGACAGAGUGGGGAGACAGAAGAGGGGAGACAGAAGGAGGAGACUGAGUGGAGAGACAGAGAGGGGGACAGAGUGGGGGGCAGAAGGCACUCUUGGGUCACUGAUUCUAAUGGCCUUCAGAAUUGACUUGAUAAAAAAAAAAAAGGACAGCGAGUAA